ACACUGCCGUCACUUUGACAGCUGCCAACAGCUGAUUGCUGUGUGCGGUGGCCUUCUGUGUGGCGAUUUUUUCCGGCAACAACACAGCCUCCUUUGCGAUCGAAUCUAGUUGGCGAUUGCAUAUUUGUUUAUAUUAGAUUCAGCGCUCGUAAUAAUCUUAACCUUACCCGGUGCAGCUUGCUAUCUGCUGUUCUGAAUCUGGAUCUGGAAGCGACCGUGUUGUUGCGUGCACAGAUUAUCGUUCGCCCAGUGCCACAGCAUAGCCGGGUUAAGAAACACGGUGUGUACUAAAAAUAGCACAUUCUUGUGUGGGGUGCUUAAUUUAUGCUCCCCUGCUGCUGUUGCUGCCAGUAGUGAUCAUCUAGAGUUCUGUCGAUCCGAUUGCGCUGGAAUAGCGCCAUCCACCGAUUAAAGUUAAUCAAGUUCAAUUCGAAGGAAACCACUGCCGAUCAACAAUGACGACGACGGAUCUUACCACCAAGUACAACAUCAUCGAUGAAAAGCCACCCUUCAAUGCACCGCUCAAGGGACAAUACAAGCAGGGAUUCGGUUACUACACAAUGCGCGAACGGUUGCCCGUCAUUCUGACCCAGGUGAUCGAUCAGCUGUCCAAGGACAAGGAACAGAUUGUGGAAAAUUUUGGCGGCGAAACGGCACGCGAAGAGCUGAAGGCAGCGAUUGGUGAAAUAUCGAAGCUCAAGUACGAGCUGCAGACGGAUAAAGAUUUCCGCCCGAUACGUACCGCGCUCGGUGAUGAAACCGUGUGGAACAGCUUCAUCGAGGGACUGGGGCAGGACAAUUCGUACUUUUCGGCCUGCUGGCUGUACGCGGAAACUUACAUGUACCGGCGGUUGAAUAACAUCUUCGAAAACACGAAAACACUGAACAAGCUGGACUACUUUCAGCAACAAAAGCAUAAAGCGCUGACCAAUUCGUACGAUGCAAUGGUUGCCGUACUGCGCUCCAUCGAAGCAUUCAAUGGGGAACCGAAAACGACGGAAGAAAUUGGUUCAUUCUUCCGGCAGCUGUUAAAGCUAAAUCUGUGGGGUAAUCGGUGCGAUCUUUCGAUCAGUGCCGGCCAGGACGUGAAACAGGAUGGCGAUCCAUUCAGUUUGCUCGACUCGCUAGAAACCUGUAUCGUUAGUGACCAUACACUCGACAUCUGGAAAUGCAUUACGGCCGGCCCAGCUUCCAGCAUCGUCGAGAUCAUCAACGAUAACUCCGGGUACGAGCUGUUCACCGAUCUCUGUCUGGCCGACUUUAUCGUACAUCACAAGCUCGCACCGAAGGUGUGCUUUAACGUGAAAGCCAUACCGUGGUACAUUUCGGACGUUACACCGAAGGAUAUGCAGUGGACGCUCGACACACUAGCCGGUCAUGACACACAGCCCCUUCUGGCACAGUUCGGCACACGCCUGAAGGCACAUUUUGCAUCCGGAGCGUUGGAGAUGCGUCCGGUCGAUAAUUUCUGGACCUCGCCGUACGAGUUUUAUCGCAUGCGAGACAUUGCACCGGCACUGUACGAUAAGCUGUCCGAGGCCAAAUUGCUCGUGUUCAAGGGCGAUCUGAACUAUCGCAAACUGUUGGGUGAUUUCAAUUUCCCCUACAGUACACCCUUCCUGGAGGCACUGCGAGGCUUUCUGCCGACGAACCUGUGCACGUUACGCACCGUGAAGGCGGAUCUUAUCUGUGGGCUGCCGGAAGGUAUGGCGGACGAGUUGACGCGCAAGGAUGCUUCCUGGAUGGUGACUGGCGAGUACGGUGUAAUACAGUUUGCCGGAAAAUGACCACACUGAGGUUAAGUCAGGGGGGAGCCGGUUAUGUAGUGUUUUAAUUUUACAUUGACCGAAUUGUUUGGUUACGGUUGUUUUACUAAUAAAUUAAAUUCUGUCUACAUGCGUUUCGUUCAAUGAAAACGAAAUGUUUUGAAA
Messenger RNA from Anopheles stephensi (Asian malaria mosquito), 1931 nucleotides. RefSeq names its product damage-control phosphatase ARMT1-like. Gene Ontology annotation, cellular component: cytoplasm; nucleus. Gene Ontology annotation, molecular function: phosphatase activity. The record is from RefSeq and is a predicted model, not a curated record. The transcript is spliced from 4 exons. Gene Ontology annotation, biological process: DNA damage response. Bases 456 to 1787 code for a protein of 443 amino acids. NCBI's taxonomy places the organism in Eukaryota, Metazoa, Arthropoda, Insecta, Diptera, Culicidae.